UCAGUGACGAUCAUGGGUUAAAAAUGUCUGUACAUUGAAUUUGUUAAUUACGAUCCUCGAAUAAUAUCGAUUUCGGAUCUUCCAGACACUUAUGAAUUCACUAUCUGUAACUGGCCUCUUCCAAUAUUGUGUUAAUUUAGAGAUUGAAACCAAAGAAACGUCCGUUAGGAAAAGAGUAAAGUCGAAAUUUUUAUCCAAAGGUGACGACGUCGGCAAACAGACUACAGGAAUGGUUCCGAAAAUCGCCGUCGUUUCGUACGACGAAGAGGGUUUGAGCGAUCGUGAAAAUGGACAGUCACAUCACAUGUUGAACGAAUGGACCGAAAGCAGGGAAGAUGAGUCAUUCGAAAAUAAACAUUUUGGCAAACGGAAUGGUGAUAUUUCAAAUUUAUCGUCAUCGCACGAACAUUUGAAUGGAGAUAUUUCUUACGAAAAUUCCGAUCAACGGAUUCAGUUGUUGCAAGAAGAAGGAAUAGAUGAAUUUAAAACUGAUAUAGUGGGAUCUAGUGAUACAAAUGUAGAGGAAGGAUCUUUCACCAUUGGACUUCAAGUCUUUUUUCCUUUUCUGAUCGCGGGAUUUGGAACUGUUUCAGCUGGAAUACUACUCGAUGUUGUUCAGCAUUGGCAAGUUUACAAAGACAUUUCGGAAAUUUUCAUUUUGGUUCCUGCUCUUCUUGGAUUAAAAGGAAAUCUAGAAAUGACAUUGGCAUCAAGGCUUUCAACUGCGGCAAAUGUAGGAAACAUGGAUUGUGCAAAACGGCAAUGGAAAUUGAUAGGAGGAAACCUUGCAUUGAUACAGGUUCAGGCCACUGUAGUAGGAGCACUGGCGGCAUUUGCUGCAGUAGUCAUGGGAUGGAUACUUGACGGAGAAUUCAACAUUCAUCAUGCCACUCUGCUCUGUGCCAGCAGUUUGGUUACAGCCACAUUAGCCAGUUUGGUUCUCGGCUCUGUGAUGGUUGCAGUUGUUCUCAGCUCCAGAAAAUUUAACAUUAAUCCUGAUAAUGUAGCAACACCCAUCGCAGCUAGUUUGGGAGAUCUCAUCACACUUGCACUUUUGUCUGCAAUUAGUCGAUUCCUACAUAGUUGUAUUGAUUCUGAAGAUGGCACCCAUCAUUGGAUAGCACCUGUCAUCUGUUUGGGAUUCUUCCUCAUUCUCCCCCUGUGGGUGUACAUCACACAUCACAAUACCUUCACACAUGACGUACUCUACACUGGGUGGACCCCUGUACUUAGUGCAAUGGUUAUCAGCAGCUCAGGUGGUCUCAUUCUUGACUAUGCAGUGGAUAAGUACCAUGGAAUUGCAGUCUUCAGUCCAGUUAUGAAUGGUGUUGGAGGCAAUUUGGUCGCCGUUCAGGCAAGCCGGCUUUCAACUGGUCUGCACCAACUUGGCAAACCUGGUGAGGUACAAGAAUCAAGUAAAUUCCGUGGCUGCGUUGAUACGUUUUUUGGAUCAGGAGUACACGCUCGGACCACUCGUGUGUUGCUAUUCAUGGUUAUUCCUGGAAAUCUGAUAUUUUUGUACACAAUCCGUGUACUACAGGCGGGACAUACAACUCUAACGCUUAUGUUCACUUCUGGCUAUCUACUGGCUGGUCUGAUACAGGUCGCCAUUCUUCUCCUCACAGCCGAUUGGUUGGUUCACUGGAUGUGGAAACAAGGCAAAGAUCCCGACAACUACAGUAUCCCUUACUUAACUGCGCUGGGUGACUUACUCGGCACCGGGCUCCUGGCCGUGUCGUUCCAUCUUUUGUGGCUCGUAGGGGACCGCGACGCUGACGUGGGAGAUUAGUGGGAACAUUCCGUAAAUUAAUAUAUAAGUCAUAUACGCUAAGUCGAUUAUCAUAUUUAAAGAGAAGGAUAUAGAUUCCCCAGGAACCAUGUAACUUUUAUCGUCGCCGUUACAAAGUACAUACGAAUUUAUGAAUCUCAAAGCUUUGCGAGAUUGUAAAGGAUAAUCUAACCUCUCUAAAAUUGUCCUGGAAUUUGAUAGAGAUAUUACAUGAAAGCCGCCAUUUUGAAUGCUGCUCAGCAGCCUGACCGCUGACUUGUUUUUCCGUUUGAACCAUCAAAAGCUACACAAAAAUACGUUAGCGACCAAAUAGUCUUAUUUUUGCAAUAACCAAAAAAAUGGCUGCAUUUUUAGUCGAUUUUGAAGCACUUAUGAAGAGGAUUUUCGAACGGUUAGGUUAUGCUUUACAAUCACGAAACGCGAGAUGUAAAUUAUCCGGUGUCUGGAGCACACAUCUCCGCUAAAAUACAUUUUUUCAUAAGCUUUUGUGUGGAUACGUUGUGCGUUCAUUGACAAAUUUUCGGCGUUGCGCCCAAAGAUAAAUUAAGUAAACAAAAGUUUUUUCACUUCACCGAAAUGUUGUAUUUAACUGAAAUAAAGUUAUAAAAUUUCCACCCAUCAUUUCAAAGAAUGAAAUUACAAAUUUAAAUGAAAAUUGAUAUCUAUUAAGAGUGCUUUUUAUAAGAUUCUUUACAAUGAGAGGUAUUUCUGAAAUCUGAGUAUUAUCUUUCCAAUAAAGAUGCCACUCGGUAAAUAAAACUAAUAUAUUUUGUAGUUUAAUAGCAGUUUAUUAUAUCCGCAAGUACCAUAAGUUUGAAACCUUUACCUGUCCUCCAACUGUUAACUGCUGAAAUAAAGAUAUCUCUGAGGA
Messenger RNA from Pocillopora damicornis (cauliflower coral), 2660 nucleotides. RefSeq names its product solute carrier family 41 member 1. Lineage: Eukaryota; Metazoa; Cnidaria; Anthozoa; Scleractinia; Pocilloporidae. Gene Ontology annotation, cellular component: plasma membrane. Gene Ontology annotation, molecular function: monoatomic cation transmembrane transporter activity. The record is from RefSeq and is a predicted model, not a curated record. Gene Ontology annotation, biological process: monoatomic cation transport.